CAAUUGUGCGAUCGUGAAAGUAAACGCAACGCGCGCAUUAUAAUUAUUUGAAAAUUAUACAAAAUACGAACCCUUUUACUGCUUAGAAUUAAAUUUUGGUGCGUGAAGUGUGGUGUGAGCGCGAAAAUGAAGAAGUGGAAAUGAGAGGAGAUGCGGUCUAUCUGAUCUAACAGGACCUUACUCCACUUAUCAGCUCCAAAACGCUCAAUUCAAGAGUAUGUGUUGUGGUGGAUUGACAAGACGCUGUGGUGUGAUGAGUUCUCGUGAGGAAGAAAUCUAUUUCCGAAAAUGAGACUACACUGGUUGGUGCUAAUAAUCGUCGGUUUUUUGACACGAGAUGUCUUGGGUAUUUGGAACAUGUUCGAUAUCAAAUACUGGAGAUGCGUCAUGAAAAAAACAGAUAUUUGCCCGGACAAGGAUAUCAAAUUUUAUUUAUAUACCCGCGAGUCGGGCACCAGAAGACUGAGAAUAGAUUUAAGGAACUACCACUCGCUGGAGUACUCCGGGUUCGUCCCCUCGCGGAAAAACGCGAUCAUCAUCCACGGCUUCAACGGGACCGAGAGCAAGACCCCCAUGACCAUCCUGAGAAACGCGUAUUUGUCUCGCAACGAUUACAACAUCUUCACGGUCGACUGGAUGCCGCUCGCGAAGUUUCCCUGCUACCUAUCGGCCUUAUCAAACAUGAAGCUAGUCAGUCAGUGUACGGCUAAAUUGUACGCUUUCAUAAUGGAGAACGGAGGCGAUGCCCGCGAAACGACCUGCGUCGGCCACUCUCUGGGGGCGCACAUCUGCGGCAUGAUAAGCAACCAUCUGGACGUCAAGCAGCACAAGAUCGUCGGACUGGAUCCGGCGCGGCCGCUCAUCAAUCGAUACGGAGACAAGUACUUCAGACUCACCAAAGACGAUGCCCACCAAGUACAAGUCAUUCAUACCAAUGCGGGGGUCCUGGGGGAGGUCAAUCAAGUGGGCCAUAUUGAUUUCUGCGUCAACGGGGGGCAGAUGCAGCCGGGGUGCAAGGGGCACAUUUUACGUCGAGCCCGGUGUAGCCAUUUUCAAAGUGCCUGCUUUUUCUCCACAACUAUACGGAAAACGAACGCGCAUUUAGGGCGGCCGUGUGUCACCACCUGCCCCAAGAAGUCCUCAAAUUGGGGGUACUUGCCCGGGAAGCCGGUCCCCAUGGGAGAAGACACACCGUUUGGGAUCAAAGGAAUGUUUUGCGUGGAUACUCACUCAAAUUCCGACUGUCCGUUCGAAUAAUAUUUUUUAAUCAUUUAAUAUAAAAAUACAAAAACAAGGAACUAGAAUUAUUCAUUUUUUUCAACAAUAUCGUCAAGGCACUCUUUCAGUUUUUUGAACUUCUUUUUAAAUUCGAUACCACAGCCCUUUGAUAGGCGGAAAUCCACUAGAAUUUUCCCCUGUAUUUCGAUGACGUUCGUCUUAAACAUGAGUUGAUUUUUCAUAAUAUCAACAGUUGAAAUCGUGACCUGAAACCCCGACUUAUUAAAGCCCCAAACGAAACUGCCAAACUUACAGCUCCGUUGCCAUCAAUCUGCCAAUUAUAAUGAAAAGUAUCUAGAACAGAGCACAAAACUUCCAAAGUUUUCUCGUAAUUAGUGGUAACAUAAAAUCUCGUCAUUCUCUUAACUAGAUUAUUAAAGUUAUCUUUGGUGAGUGGAGUCUCAUUGAAUUGAAUUUGGGAGCUCAGAAGCAUAUCGUCGUUAUGAGUGGGCUGCGAGAAGCACACAAGUUCGCGGUUUGUCCUGAGAUCAGUCACCAGCUGGUCUAUAGACGGCGGACGCACGGCUGGAGUCGGCUGAGACAAUAUCACAAUCGGAUUGGUGCGAUGCACGCGAGUUUCAGUCUCCAUCAUCGAAUUGAAACGCUUAACGGGAUUCAAAUUGGAAUCGUCCACGACAUCGGUUUUUUCUAAACAAAUAAAACCAUCAAACAAUGAA
Messenger RNA from Tribolium castaneum (red flour beetle), 1955 nucleotides. RefSeq lists its product as uncharacterized. Gene Ontology annotation, biological process: lipid catabolic process. Lineage: Eukaryota; Metazoa; Arthropoda; Insecta; Coleoptera; Tenebrionidae. The transcript has 7 exons. The coding region runs from base 289 to 1257 and encodes 322 amino acids. The record is from RefSeq and is a predicted model, not a curated record. Gene Ontology annotation, molecular function: lipase activity.